Molecule: messenger RNA, 6465 nt
Organism: Acanthoscelides obtectus
Lineage: Eukaryota; Metazoa; Arthropoda; Insecta; Coleoptera; Chrysomelidae
Source: the annotation of a GenBank genome assembly
AUUACCUCCCUCUCCAAGGGUUCCCCCAUUUUGUUCGAUUGAUGUGCGCACUUCAUCCAAAUCUCUUCCAUCGUUUUGUGUUUUUACAUCCGUAGUUUGAUUUUGCACAGUAUUCACCUCCAUCACUGGAUUCGCUGAAGUAUGCUCUACGUUAGAAUCUUCCACUUCCUCUUCUAUUAUAAAUGCUUCAUCAGUAGUCGAAAUUGGUAUAACAGUGCCAUCAAUAUGACUGACAAUGCACUCCUCCCAUUCACUAUCCAUGCCUAAAUCCUUUUGAUCUGCUUCUCCGUAAACACAAUGUGAGCUUUCGUUGCAUACAUUUUUAUCAUUUUCGAUAUUUUCCAGUGCCGCUUGAAGAAUUCGCCUACUUCGACUCGACAUUAUGAUUAUCUACAAAAAAAAGCUCGGGAUAGAAUAUGUUUACAGCAAUGAACGCCUGAAAGUAAAAAACAGCUAAUCAGAUGUUGAACGUUAGGGUACGAACACAAAGAAAGCAGGUUUAUCAGCGCCGACUCUCGACGUCGAAAACCGGCGCCUGUACGAGCACAAAGAAAACAACUAGCCGGGUGCGGACACAAAGAAAGCAUGUUACCUGCUUACUUGUAGUCGACGCUUACAAACGCCAAGAAUUAAGUACGCUUUUGAAAUGUCCCGCACACAGAUAAAACUUGUUGUAACACCCUGUUUAUAGACCUUGAUCCUUUUAUGUUGUAUAAAAUACUACCAAAUCUGCUAGUAUGUCAAUCAUGGUUCAUCAGUAUAAUAGAUAAAAUAGAACUUACCUCAGUUGAACGGUUUCGUUGUAACUAAUAGCAGCAAUAAGCUCAAAAAAGUAAUUCCGUUUAAAUGCUGAAGCACAGUACCUUUCGGAUUCUAACCUCUAAUGUGCACAAACUAGACACGUGGUGAAUGGUCAAAAUCACUUAUGUGUUAGAGAGUCUAACACAUAAGAGGUUUUACAACAACAGCUAUAAUAAUAGAGGUGGAGAAGUCUUCUAUGUGUCAGCACUGGAUGCUUCUGUGUACAUAAGAGAUUUUGCACAAAUGAUUUUUUGUGAUGUGUACAUAGGAGAUUUUAUUUUUUCAGAAUAACACAGGUUAAGCUAAAACAGCACAUAUAGGGUUUUGCCACAUUACAGAGACAUUCAUUACUUUUACGUUGGUAUCAAAAUACCAAUUUCGUAAAAAUUACACAUGAGAGGUUUUUCCACGGCAACGACGAUUUACUUGUUUGCUGUGGUUGUGGUGAAGUAGUGGUAUGUGGGAAGUAUUUUGAUUUGAAUUUCUACCUAUUCAUAGUAAUGUAUGUUGCGUAACUAACUUUUAAGGAUAAUGAAUCAAAUUAGUAUACAUACAAAGCAAAAGCUGCCAUAAAACUUUUUUCACAUUGCUAAUUUUUGUACGUUUCGCAGGUCAGUUAUGGUUGGCCUAAGGAUAUGUAUUUUAGUAAAUUAUAAAUUAUCAAGUGCUUACAGUUGUUUCAUUAUAAUGUCCUGUUGCAAUGCAAGACUAUUUGAGAAAUAUAUUGACUUCCAUAUCAUAACUAACGAAAAAGAUUAAAUAAAUGAUAACUCUGAAAGUACUGUCACGAUUUUUAUGAAGUUUUGACCCUAGGUUACUAUUAUAAAAAUGAUGAAAAAGCUCUAGAAGUUUUUGAACAUCGGUACCGUGGCGGUGGAACUAUCGUCGAAAAACGAAAGCUUUUAUUGCAGAGCAUAAUAUCGCAAUAAAUGUGUCGGAUCAUCUUAGCGAACUCAUAAAAUCUAUUUGCUUGUCUGGAAUGGAGACUAGCCAGUAGGCUGAACUAAUGUACGGCAAUCAUAAACAAUGUAUUAGGGAAAAUAAAUUUUGAAAAUCUUAUUACUAACUUAAAUUUUCAUGAUUAGUUGACGAAUCGACGGAUUUGUCAUCCGAAAAACAUUUAGCACUUGUUUUCCGGUACAUUAAAAAUUUUAAUAGAUAGGAUCAUUUUCUCGGCCUUAUUUUGGUUGAAAACGCUUUAGCCCAAAAUUUAUACAAUGUCAUUAUAAGUUCUUUUUUUCGAAAAUAAAAUACCAUACAAAUAGGCGGAUUUGCAGCAGAUGGGGCAAAUGCUAUGAGGGAGCACAUUAUUCGCUUAAAACUGUUUUAAUUAACGAUAUACUGGAUUUAUAUGUCAUGAAGUGUACAUGCCAAUCUUUAGCUCUUUGUGCCUCUCCUGCUUGCGAACAAUUACCGGACGAUGCAGAAAAGUUGCAACAAACCGAACAAAUCAGUGUAAACGUUUUGUGGGAACAAGAGCAUGUUAAAAAGUGGUUAAAAUUGUGGCUUAAAAACUCAAGCUUCCAGUGAAAUGAACCCUUCAAAAAUACUAUCUAUUAGAGAUUUUAUAAUAUAGGAUCAUCAAUAAUGCUCCGAAUCUGAUUCUUUGAAGGCAUUAGAUAAAAACAAUGCAGUGUUCAUCUGGGAAGAUUAUUCCAAUCUAUUCCAAUGGUUUCCAAUUCGAACUUGAGUGGUUUGUCAACAGAAUUGCUGAUAAAAAUUUUCAGCUAUGCGGAUAUUCCUGAUUUAUGUCGCUUAAAGCAAACAUGCAGAAGAUUCAAUUCAAUCAUCAGUUCUUGGGACCACAUUAUCUUGAAAGAUAUACCAUUGCCUUUGGCAACAAAUCAGAUGAGCAAUAUAUUCCUUUCAAAAUGCUCUCAUAAAUUGACAACUCUGGAGAAACUGAGAAUAUCAAAAAAUUGGACUAUAGGUAAAUACUAUGAAAAGUCAUUACUGUGUGUUAAGAAGAAAUUCAUGCCAUGGUUACAGCUGGAAGAAAAAUGUAUUUGGCUAAGCAGAGGCCGCUUUGUAUUCUGUUACCACAGAAAAGGAUCCUAUGUAAAACUGAAACCAAUUUAUUAUUACCAUCGAGAAACAAAUUCAGAUGUUGCACAUUUCCAAAAGAAAGGAAACACUUUAGUUUGUGGUUUGAGGGAUGGCAGUUUAUGUAUAAACAAUACUGUACAAAGAUCAUCAAGGUUCUUAAGAUCAUGCCAUGAAUCAGAUGUAAACUCUGUAGAUAUCAAUACAAAUGAAAAUAUAGUAGUAUCAGGAGGUAGAGACAACUGGUUCAAAGUAUGGAAACGAAAUAUAGAAACCAAUGAGGUGGCCUUAACAUAUGAAAAUAAUCUACAAGAUAGAAUAUGGAAAGUGGCUAUAUUAGAUGAAGGACCAUUAUUGGCUAUUGGAACUUCAGCUAACAAUAAUAUAAACUCAAUUUUCAUAAAUGAUAUACAAAGAGCCACAAACAUUUUGCAGUUAUCAUGCUGUGAAUACAACCAUGGGGUUCUAGACAUGAAGUGGGAUGGUCCACAUUGUGUGUGGUCAUGUGGCUAUGACACAUAUCUAAGAAAAUGGGAUCUCAGGACAGGAAAUUGUGUUCAAAUUUAUAAGGACCCCCAUGCCUCAGCCUUAUAUUGUCUGGAUUAUGAUUAUUGCAAUACUGUCAUGACUGGUACACAGUUGCAUGGAAGGGUCAUCUUAUGGGAUGUAAGACAAAAAAAUAGCGUUCAGUUAUUCUUCAUGGAAUCCUGUAAAAGCAGGGGACUUGGACGAAAUUCCCCCGUUUACAGCUUAGCAUUUGAGGCAGAAUACCUCUUUACAGCAACGGACCAAAACCUCAAUGUUCUGAACUUCUCUGGAUAUAAUGGAGCAAUUCAUGAUUACUCUGACUGUUGUAAAUAAUUUGUGAUUUUAUUUUGUGUAAAAAUAUUUUUGUAUUGCUUUCAUAUUGAAUUUUUGUUCGUUUUUAAGUUUUUUUUUUUGAACUGGUUGCUUAUCAUAGCAGCAUGUCCAAACCUAAAUGAUUUUAGGUUUUUGGAUACAAAAAAAAAUCCAAUUCGUGGUUUUAAGACCAGAAUAAACUUUUAUCUUCGCUCCUGAUUUUUGUUUUGUUAAAUUGGAUAGUACUAUAUAAGAACCGAAAGUUGUUGAAAUAAGGACAGAUAAGGUAAACACUAUGUUUACAAGAAGGCCGAGUUGAACAUCCUUCUUUAAUAAUCAUUAUAAAUCCUAGCACAUCCCCCUUUUGUGGUUGUUCCUGGUGGACGACCCGAUUGCCAUUAUUCGCCUGUGGGAGGCCAAAGUUCAGGCAUAUGCGGAUGAAUCUAGUCGUUUUGGUCAAGGGGACAUCUGAGAAAAAUAUCUCGGAAACGCUCCAGGAAGUGUUAACCGCAUUAGCGGAUUGGUGCGUGCGGCAGGGGUAUUACGUAACUUGAAAAGUGACAUUGUCGGUUUUUUUACAUUAAUAUGUACUUCCCUACAAGAUGUCAACUAGGAACUAGCUGUCGUUCACUUCAUGCUCACUUGUAGCAGGCGUGGUAUGAACUAUUUGCUCACUACCAGCUAUCUAGUCAACAAGUUUGGGCUUUUACGUAAUAACCCUGCAGAAAGGAAUGUCAGCUACAGAAAAUGGUCAUAGUAUCUUUCACUAGCGCACUACAGAGAGAAGCUUGCAUGUUGGUUAUCGAAGCUUUUUGCACAAUAACAUGUGGUUAUGGAGGUUCUUUUCAACUUACCACUCUUGCACAUAUACCUGGAAGGUAAGGCAAGGAUAACCUGUAGGCUACAUCCAUCGACUUUAAAACUUUAAAACUUGUUUCAAAGUCGAUGGCUACAUCAUGUGGCAAAUGGUAUAAUGGACAAUGUCACUAUAGAGCAGGAAACUGAAAUGUUACUGGACGUACAAAACCUCCAGUCUGGGAAUGCCAAAAAUAAGAUAUGCUAAAUUCUACUUGGUGAUAAUUGUUCAAAGGAAUGAGUGGGAGCAAUAAAUAGGUCUACUAAGGAAAGAUAUCAGUUAUACACAGAUGGCUCCAAGACCUAAGUAUAGGCGUAUUCUUUAAUUCACCGGUUCUAACCAGUUAGCCAAUUUUGCUUCCUUUAAUUUCCGUAUGAACGACCGGGUAUAUAUAUAUAGACAAGUUUGGCUCAACCGGUGAAUUAAAGAAUACGCCUUAUGUUAGGGCUAGUAUCUUGGUGCCAAAGCUAAAGAUUGAGUCAGCCUUGGAAACGGAGCAUCAAUUUUCCAGGCAGAGCUGUACGCUACAGAACUGUGUGCCAGAACGAUUGCAGAAAGACAAUUGAAACACAGGACUAUAGAUAUUUUUCGAAUAGUCAAGUCGCGCUUCAAGCACUUGGCUCCACCUUCUGAACAUCAAAAUAAGUGUGGAAUUGUAAAGCUCUUGGUAGCAUACGAGAUUAAAAUACGGUUCUCAUACGGAUACCAGGACAUACAGGUCUGAAGGGUAACGAGACUGCAGAAACUGUGGUAAAGGGUGGGGCUAGCAGAAACUAUGGCACAGGGUGUGGUUAGCACAAUACCCCUCAUAGGGCCUGAACCAGCGAUCAGGAUCGCGUACAAUAUGGCUAAGCAGUCUCUGUAGAGUUGGAAAGAUCUACCAACGAUUGGAGCGAUUAACAGGGCUAGCCUAUGCUAAACUUUAAAAAAUGGCGUUAAGUAGGUUGACUCUGCAGUUCCGUUGUCAUCAGUUUAAAAACGAUUAUGUUCGGCCACAGCCGACGUCAACUACGAGCCGUGAUGAAAGAAACGCAACACCGCGCUCGGACGGCAUGGUAGUGCUACCUGUGAACGUCGGCCGCCAGCGGCUGUGGCUGGGUGCUCCGUCUCCGUGUAACGUUCAAGAACUAAAUUUAAUUUUGGAAAAGAGGACAGUUCGAUUCGAUACAAAUCGUCUGAAUAUGAAAUAGCUCUAAAAACUUUAAAAAUAUGAAAUAAUCGUGAUAUAUAUGAGUCGCUAAUGUAGUUAACCUAAUUAAAAGUAUUUUGUUUACGUUUUUUGGUGUCAGCACACUGUGUUCCAACAGGCCCAGCUGUUUGUUUUUAAUACAUUUACUUUCAGUUUUACUGUUAUUUUUCAAUUUUACAUACUCAUUCAAAAUUAUGUUUGAAAAAAUAGACAAAAGCUUAGAUAAAAUAUCUGCAUAAUUGCGGCCACAGAUACAAGUUAAAGAAAAUUCACUGUAUAUAAAGUCAGACUGAAUGCUGGGCAAGGUUAACUGACACAAAAUAAAUUUUUGAUUAUUGCUUUUCAAGAAGAAAAUUUCCAAUCUAUCUACAUUAAUAAUAGAUUCAAAAAUGGCAUACAUAUGGUAGAAUAUGAUUGGUACAUAACUGGUUGGAAUUCACAGUCCUCCUCUUUGCAAAUGAUCAAAAUAAACAUUUGUUGUUAAUGAACCUUUUUCUUUAACUAUUAGCGAUUUGCAUAUCUCGCAGUUUAGGUUUUUAGAGAUAGUGUGUGAAGCAUAUCCAGAUAUAUAAGUCUUAGUACUAUCCUCUAUGUCACAAUUGGCUAAGUAAUUUGUCUCAAAUACUUGAAUAUAUCCAAAACUUCAGGAUUUUGUUUGGUAUCCAAGAAAUCAAAAUUUUCUUGAGUUUCUAAGCAGUAUUGGAACCUUGUUUUAAUUUCUGCUAAAGAAAAUGAC